GCAAAGAUGAAGGCAUACUGGUUCGACAACCUCCCCGGCGACCAACGCGAACCCCACGACUCCGGGCGUGUGGUCUCCCCAGACUACCUCUCCAAGCUGGGCAUCCUGCACUUCAACUACUCCUCCGAAGACGACGUCAACGCCCUCGCGGCCUCGCGCCACUACAAAAACCGCGACACCAUCACCAUCUCGCCGACGACCAUGGGCGCCGCCUACGAGGAGAAAGUGCGCAACUUCUUCCACGAGCACCUGCACGAGGACGAGGAGAUCCGGUACAUCCUCGACGGGGGCGGCUACUUCGACGUGCGCAGCGAGGGGGAUGAGUGGGUGCGGAUAAAGCUCGAGAAGCACGAUUUGAUGAUCAUGCCCGCGGGGAUUUAUCAUCGGUUUACUACGGAUACAGAGAAUUAUACCAAGGCCAUGCGGCUGUUUAAGGAGGAUCCGAAGUGGACGCCGCUGAAUCGGGGGAGCGAGACGGAGGAGAAUCAGUAUAGGCGGGAGUAUUUGAAAUUGAGGGAGGGGCUGGGUGCGGGUGUUGCGGCGAACUAAGGGCCUAGUUGAGGAUUUGGGAUGGUAGUCUGUGCAUAGGUGUUCGACACGGCAACAUAUGUUUGUCUGUGUGAUUUUGCGUCUAUUAGCGGUUCAAAAGCCUGCGGACAUGAGAGUACAUUCCUAGGUACGAGUGAUGAAAUGCAGGUAUGGUAAGACACCAAGAGUGCAGAGCUUAAGAUCUAUUAUUGCUUUGUGAAGCUACACCCGGUACCGCUAUUAGCCCAUGCAAGCUUGACCUACUCCAAUACGCAUCCAAAGCAAAAGUGAGAGUGCAAUGAAGUCCACAAGGAUCGCCACUACCAGUCCCCGAGGCUACAUGCUCUAUCAUCAUUCUCACUCCUUAGGCAAAACCUCAAUAUGCUCGAUCUCCUUCGCGCCAAUCUCCCUCACCUCCCCAU
Molecule: messenger RNA, 950 nt
Organism: Mytilinidion resinicola
Lineage: Eukaryota; Fungi; Ascomycota; Dothideomycetes; Mytilinidiales; Mytilinidiaceae
Product: 1,2-dihydroxy-3-keto-5-methylthiopentene dioxygenase
Exons: 3
Coding region: 7-549 (180 amino acids)
Molecular function (GO): acireductone dioxygenase [iron(II)-requiring] activity
Source: RefSeq, a predicted model, not a curated record